Messenger RNA from Sarcophilus harrisii (Tasmanian devil), 1674 nucleotides. RefSeq names its product myeloid derived growth factor (gene MYDGF). NCBI's taxonomy places the organism in Eukaryota, Metazoa, Chordata, Mammalia, Dasyuromorphia, Dasyuridae. Gene Ontology annotation, biological process: positive regulation of angiogenesis; positive regulation of endothelial cell proliferation. The transcript is spliced from 6 exons. The coding region runs from base 486 to 989 and encodes 167 amino acids. The record is from RefSeq and is a predicted model, not a curated record.
UCGCACACAGAAGCGCUUAAUGAGGUCAUUUCAGUAUUAGAGGUUCUCUGGGGCAAGGUUCCGCACAACGACAGAGAAGGGGGCGUGACGUAACGGCAGGAAGGGAAGGGAAUGAAUGGGUCCCGGAAGGCUCUCCGUCCGCGGGCGGGGCUCUUCCGGCGCCGAGUCCGCGUCCGCUUCUUCCUCACGGGGUCAAGUGCAGAUAGAAGGGAGCGUCUCGCACCGCGAGGCUGAGCCGUUACAGGCCCGAGGAGGCCCCAGUUCCAAAGGCAGAGCAAGGCUGGACUGGCAAUUCCCUCUUAAACCUUUAGCUUAAGGCGCUCUCCUUGGCGCCCAAGAUGGCGGCCCGGGGGCGGGGGCGGGGUCGGUCACGUGGCAACCGCAAGCCCUGACGUGGAGCUCUCUCCCGCCUGCUCCGCGGCCUACCCGGCGUGUCCCUCUCGGCACGCCGUCAGCGUUUCCUUCUCCCCCGUCCUCCUGCCCCAAUGGCGGCGCCCAGCGGCAGCCCCUGGGCCUCCCUGCUCCUGCUCCUGGCGGCGGCGGCGGCGGCGGCGGGCGGCAACGACGGCGACCGUGCCGUGGAGUUUGACGUGCGGCCCGGCGGGGUGGUGCACUCCUUCUCGCAGAGCCACGCGCAGGCGGGAGGGCACACCUGCACAUUCACAUAUGCUGCUCAAGGUGGGACUAAUGAGCAAUGGCAAAUGAGCCUGGACCUCAGCGAUGACAGCCGACUCCUCACCUGCGUCAUUUGGAGGCCUCAGGGAAAAUCUUAUUUGUUCUUUACUCAAUUUAAGGCAGAAGUGCAGGGAGCGGAGGUCGAAUAUGGCAUGGCUUAUUCUAAAGCUUCAACUGGAAAAGAUGCAGAUGUUCCCCUGAAACCUGAAGAAUUUGAAGUGACCAGCACUGCAGUGAUCCACAGGCAAGGAGCAUUCCGAUCUGAACUGUCCAAAAUUGUGUUAGUGGCUAGAACGGGCCACAUUGAACUGUGAUCCAAAGCUUCCUCUGAAAUUUGUCUUGUUUUGUCUCUGCUGAAGUGACCAGAGGGGACAAUCAUAUCCUGGUUUCCUAGGGGGUUUUUCAUGGUUUGCCAACAGAUUUAUACGUUGCUGUGCUUGGGGUGUUGAGGCCAGUACUCUGCAGUUGUCAGAGGGAAUGAGGCUCGGAGGCCUUUCUUUUAGGCAAGCAGGGCUGGUCCAGAUCCUCGGCCUGUUCCCAGACAGCCUGUCCCUGCUUUUCCUUCCAUACCUCAUGGUACUACAGUUCCAAACGAGACUCCUUUGAUACUUCCUCAUAAAGGGAAGUCAGGAAGUAGGGCUAAAGCAAGCAGUCCUAGGGGCCUCAGAGUCACCUCAGCAUCGCAGAAGCAGACUUGCCUUCCUGCCCAGAUGGGUGCCUCUGUCCAGGGGGCAUAGCCCUUUGUGUGCCCAGACAAGGGGAAGCCUAUCCUCUGCUGCCCCGUGCCCAGGACCAAAACCAUCGGUGUGAGGAAGGGGAAGGGCAGCUUGACUCUGACACACACAGAAAUCCAGCCAACUUGUUCGGUGUCUCAGUACAAUUUCAGGACUAUUUUCCUACGUCUACCCCAUUUAUUUCCUUAUAGAUUGACUGUGAAGGGCAUUCAACAUUCUUUCAUGUCUAAAUAAAUGAGGGGAGCAGGGCAGGGUUUAAAAACUC